AUAAUGACACUUCCUAGGCAAAAAAUAAUUAUGUAGUACAAUUAAGUUAGUUUUACAGUUCUAAUUAGUACUUUUAUAUUAUAAUAAACAUUUGCCUUAGUGUUUUCCGUUUAGGUUGCAUCCUUGCACAGUUUGCCAGCCUGCCAUUUUAAAAAUUCGCCAGACCUUAUUUAUAAACAAAAACAUGAACAAAAACACCCCCAGCAAAGCGAAGAAAAGGAAAACUACCAGUGAAGAUGAGCCCAGCACCUCCAAAAAAGUCAAAAAACUGGAAGAAGACUCGUCGGAAGUGGAGCCUGAAUGGAGAGAUUAUGAGUUGUUGGCUGAGCAGAAGCAGUUGGACUUCAUUAUUUCAGAAAACAUUAUAAAGUUGUUCUCUAAAGGCAACACCAUUCCAUUUAUUGCACGGUACAGAAGGUCAGACACUGGUAACAUGGACCCGGAGGAUUUGAGGGAUGUCAAAGAGUGUUAUGAGGAGAUUUGUGACUUGAAAAGUAAAAUCAACACUGUGGUUCAAACUGUCAACAAAAUGGGGCAAUUAAAUCCUAAAUUGAGGAAGUCUAUUGUCUCAGUUCGAUCAGCUGAGGAACUUGAACUAAUUUAUGCACCAUUUAAACCUGAAGGUAGGAAGACAUUGGCAGAGAGAGCAAAAAAGUUAGGCCUGGAGGAAGUAGCUAUGAAAUUAUUAAACAAUACAGGCCCAGUCAAUUUAAAUAGUUUUGUUGAUAAAAACGUUAAAGAAUUAAGUAAACUACAAGACGUUGAACAAGGUGUAAUACAUAUUAUAGCAUCCGUUAUAUCUUCUGACACAGACCUAUUGUCAUAUUUAAGGAAUUUACGAACUGAAGUGAAUUUCUUGAUGGAAACCAAAAAAUCCCAUGCGAAAGUCGACGUAAAGUCCACAAAACCGGCCAAACCAGUAAAGGAAUUCAAAUUCGAAUUGUAUUUCAACUUCAAAUCGCCCACAAAGUUUCUAAAACCCCAUCAAAUCUUGGCUAUAAACCGGGGUGAAAGUCUGAAGGUUUUAAGCGUGAAGAUCGUGGUGCCGGACUUCCUCCACAACAAGUUCUCCAACUUCUGCAUCGGCAAGUGGAUGAAUGUCGGCCCGUUCGAUGGGAACAGAAAGCGACUCAUUAUGGAGGCCAUUCAAGAUUGCUACACAAGAUUAAUCCAGCCGUUGAUAAUCAGGGAGGUGCGUGCGGAGCUGAAGCAGAAAGCCUGCAAGGCUUCCUGUGAGGUCUUCGCCAAGAAUCUCAAGCAUCUAUUACUGGCGCCGCCGUUAAAGGGCAAACCUAUCCUGGGCAUUGAUCCAGGGUUCAGUAAUGGUUGUAAGGUGGCCAUGGUAACUAAGACUGGCGUACUGUUGGACCACGUUGUCAUCUACCCCCACACCAAGAAGGUCAAGUGGGAAACAGUUAUUAAAGACCUGCUGCUGAAGCACAAUUGUGAACUGAUUGCCCUGGGGAACGGCACAGCUUGUCGGGAGACCGAAACUUGGCUGUCCCGACACAUACAGAACGGUGUCUUUAGGCCUCUGGAUGUUAAAUACACGAUCGUAGACGAGAACGGCGUCUCCAUUUAUUCCUGCAGUCCGGAAGCCAAAAAAGAGUUCCCUGACGUCGACCCCAACAUAAUUAGUGCCAUUUCACUCGCACGUAGACUACAGGAACCGCUGGCCGAGUUGGUGAAGGUUGAGCCGCAACAUUUGGGCGUCGGGAUGUACCAGCACGACCUGAAGAAGAAGCAGCUGGACGAGGCGCUCGAUGAAGUUGUGUCCGAGUGUGUCAGCUUCGUCGGCGUCGACUUGAACACCGCCUCAGAGUGUUUACUACGUCGAAUCGCCGGACUCACCGAGAAGCGUGCCAGCCAAAUAAUCAAAUACAGGGAAGAAAAUGGACAAUUUAAAACCCGCAAGCAACUGACCAAGGUGAAGGGAAUCGGCGUCAAAAUCUUCGAACAAUGCGCCGGAUUUUUAAGGGUGGGACCAACAAACAAAGACGAAGCUGUAGAUUUUUAUAAAGACACAGACACCACAAAACUAGACUGCACCUACAUCCACCCGGAAUCGUACGGUACCACCAAAAAACUGCUACAGAAACUAAAAUUAAAAUUAAAAGACGUUGGCGACGAAGACUUUAUUGAUAAAAUUAAAAGACAGGCGGACGUAAUGGACAAAAGUAAAAUGUGCUCGGAGCUGGGCUGUGGGGAGGCGACGCUGAAUUUAAUUUUGGACGCGUUGUCGAAACCCCUCAACUACGAUCUACGAACGGAGGUCUCCAAGGAGCCGCUGUUCAAGAAGGGUCUGACCAGCAUCAACGACAUAGGGCCGGGCACCGAAAUGACGGGUAGGGCCACGAACGUCACACAUUUCGGCGUGUUCGUGGACAUCGGCGUCGGCACCAGUGGGCUGAUACACUGCAGCAAGACGCACGGACUCGACCUACAAAUCGGCGACAGGGUUGAAGUUAAAGUUGUCUCUGUCGACGUCGAGAAGGGUCGAAUCCAAUUGGAGGCUGUUAAGAAGCUUUAAAUUUCAAUUCUAUUUUUUCUUGUUACUCGUUUCUUGUGUUUUUGAAAUUUUGUUACAUAUUUAUUACAAUAAAAUGAUGAUUUGAGUUGCAAAA
Molecule: messenger RNA, 2624 nt
Organism: Aethina tumida (small hive beetle)
Lineage: Eukaryota; Metazoa; Arthropoda; Insecta; Coleoptera; Nitidulidae
Product: S1 RNA-binding domain-containing protein 1
Exons: 8
Coding region: 185-2530 (781 amino acids)
Biological process (GO): nucleobase-containing compound metabolic process; translation
Molecular function (GO): mRNA binding; structural constituent of ribosome
Source: RefSeq, a predicted model, not a curated record